Molecule: messenger RNA, 3568 nt
Organism: Melospiza georgiana
Lineage: Eukaryota; Metazoa; Chordata; Aves; Passeriformes; Passerellidae
Gene: DQX1
Product: DEAQ-box RNA dependent ATPase 1
Exons: 12
Coding region: 29-2257 (742 amino acids)
Cellular component (GO): spliceosomal complex; intracellular anatomical structure
Molecular function (GO): RNA binding
Source: RefSeq, a predicted model, not a curated record
UGGCGCGCGCAGCUCCGGUGUCCCCGCCAUGGCCGGCUCCGGGGCCCCGGCUCCCCUGCCCGGGCCGAGCGGCCCCGGCUCCGCGCUGGAGGAAGAGGAGGAGGAGGAGGAGGAUGAAGAGCCGUCCCUGGGCUGCGACGGCGACCUGGAGGUGAACCCCUACGACGGGCUGCCCUUCUCCUCCCGGUACUACGAGCUGCUGCGGCAGCGGCGGGAGCUGCCGGUGUGGACGGCCAAGUACAGCUUCAUGGAGCACCUGGAGGGCAGCAGCGGCAUCGUGCUGGUGUCCGGGCCCCCCGGUACCGGCAAGAGCACCCAGAUCCCCCAGUGGUGCGCCGAGUACGCCCUGUCCAUGUCGUUUGCCCACGGGCUGGUGGCCUGCACCCAGCCCCACAGCCUGGCCGCCCUCAGCCUCUCCCUGCGCGUGGCCGACGAGAUGGACCUGAACCUGGGCCACGAGGUGGGCUACUGUGUGCCCCACGAGGACUGCUGCACUGCUGACACCAUCCUCAGGUUCUGCUCGGACGAGAUGCUGCUGCGGGAGAUGACGUCGGAGCCGCUGCUGCGGCAGUACGGGGUGGUGGUGCUGGACGAGGCGCAGGAGCGCACGGUGCCCACGGACGCGCUGCUGGGGCUGCUCAAGGACGUGCUGCGCCAGCGCCCGGCCCUGCGCCUCGUCAUCGUCACCUCGCCCGCCCUGGAGCCGCGCCUGCGCGCCUUCUGCGGGGACCCGCCCGUGGUCAGGGUGCCCGGGCACGGCUCCCCACCACAGCUGCUCCACCGGGAGCCGCCGGCCCACGGGAGCGUGACUGCUGCGUGCCAGGCCGUGCUGGACAUCCACCGACGCCAGGAGCCCGGCAACGUCCUCGUCUUCCUGGCCAGCGAGCAGGAGAUCUCGGAGUGCUGUGCUGCCAUCCAGACGGAGGCCGUGGCGCUGAGCCCGGCGCUGGGCCCGCUGCUGGUGCUGCCGCUGCACCCCGGGGUGGGCAGAGCUGCACAGAGACUCUAUGAGACGCCCGAGGAGGGCCGGGAGCGCCGUGUCAUUGUCACCCACUGGCUCGGGGACUCGUCCUUCUCGCUGGGCACCGUGCGCUUCGUCAUCGACUCGGGGCUGGAGCUGCGCAGCGUGUACAACCCCCGCAUCCGCGCCGAGUCCCAGGUGCUGCGGCCCAUCAGCCGGAGCCAGGCCGAGUCACGCAUGCAGAGAGCUGCUGGCAGCCCCCCAGGCACCUGCCUGCGCCUGUACUCAGAGGCCUUUGAGCAGCGCAUGCCCCCCAGCCCUGCACCCCAGGUCAGUGAGACCAGCCUGAGCCGCCUGGUGCUGCUGCUGAAGCGCCUGGACAUCGCUGACAUGGGCCAGUGUGACUUCCUUGACCGCCCAGCCCCUGAGUCGCUGAUGCAAGCUCUGGAGGACCUGGACUACCUGGCAGCCCUGGAUGAUGACGGGAAUCUGUCGGAGGUUGGGAUCAUCAUGUCAGAAUUCCCCCUGGACCCGCAGCUGGCCAAGGCCCUCAUCGCCUCCUGUGAGUUCGACUGCGUGGAGGAGAUGGUCAGCCUGGCUGCCAUGCUCACAGCAUCGCCCUGCUUCGUGCCCCUGUCCACGCACCUGGAGGAGGCCGUGGCGCUGCGCCGGCGGGCGCUGCUGCACCCCAGCGGGGACCACUUCACCCUCAUCAACAUCUUCAAUGCCUUCCAGCAGCACGCGGGGGACGAGGGCUGGUGCCGGAAGCAGGGGCUGAGUGCCGAGGCGCUGCGCCUGGCGGGCACGGUGCGCGCCGAGCUGCUGGAGGCCAUGCGCCGCAUCGAGCUCCCGGUGUCCCCGCCCGCCUUCGGCUCCGACGCCAACGCCCUCAACAUCCAGCGCGCCCUCAUCUCCGGCUACUUCCUCAAGGUCGCCCGGGACAUCGACGGCUCCGGUAACUACGUGAUGCUGACGCACAAGCACGUGGCACACCUGGCCCCCGCCUCUGGGUACCUGCUGCGGGCACCCCCGCGCCGCCUGCCCCCCUGGGUGCUCUACCACGAGUUCACCAUCUCUCAGGACAACUGCCUGCAAGUGGUCUCGGAGAUCCAGCCCCAAAUGCUGGUGGAGUUGGCCCCGCAGUACUACCUGAGCAACCUGCCGCCCAGCGAGGGCCGGGACCUGCUGAUGGAGCUGCGGGAGAAGGUGGUGGCGGCCGAGGAGGCGGCGCCGGCGGAGGCGGAGGGUGCCAGACGCGAGGAGGACGAGCCCGCAGACGUGUGCGUCCUGCAGUGAGCCGGAGCAGCGGAGCCCCGCGGUGGGGCUGCCUGGGCUUGGCCGUGACCCUGGGGACAGGGGAGCCCCGGGGAGGCCCCAGGGGGGCUGCGUGCCCGCAGGGGCUGUCCCGGCUCGCAGGGAGGCGCGGGCACGGCCUGGCACUGCCUCGGCUCUGCGCCGCGGUCAGUCGUGGGCCGGCGGCCGUGGGACCACCCCGGCACCUCGGAGCGUGGAUUGAGGAGCGCUGGCCCCGGCCGGGGGAGUGUUGUGGGCCCUCCCCACUGGGCUCCUUCACCCCGUGUUUCCUGGGGGUGCUGCGGGGCUGGAGGCAUCGCCUGUCCCACUCCCUCCACGCCCGGGGCCGAGGGGCCACGCACGGGUCCCUCCUCCUGUAUAAAGUUUUGUGACCUUUGCUCCUGGCUUCGUGUCCGUGACUGCAGUGAGGGUGGGGUCGUUCCUGCCCAGGGACAUCACCACAGAGUGAUUCAGCCAGGGUGGGUCCAUCUCACCAAGGGACAUCACCACAGAGUGAUUCAGCCAGGGUGGGUUCUGUCCCUGCUCCUCCCGUCUCCCAGGAAUGGUUUCUGUCCGUGAGGCCUCUCUCCCUGCCACCCGUGUUCGGGUGCCAGGCUGGGGUUCCAGCCAUGUUGAGGCUCUGAGGGCAUCCCUGGCCUUUGCCACAGGACUUCCCCUCUGUGGUCGUCGUUGUUCUGCAGAAGCCAAGGAGAAGCUGUGGUUUGUGAGAUGGGGGCGAGCGGGGCCGCCAACCUGCUGCCAGUGCCUGCUUCCCCCAGACAGGCCAGGGCACGGGGGCACCCCAGGACAGGGCACCCCUUCCCUCUCCCCUUGGGGUUCCCUACAGUGCUACAGCCAAGGGCUGAGCUGCUCCAUGGGGCCUGGGGUGGGGGUCCUGGCUCCCCGUCCCCACCCCUCAGCCCACGCACUGGGGUUUGGCUCAGCUCAGGGAGGGGCCUUGGAGGUCCCAAUGGCCUGUCCUGGCCUCAAAAGGUGAGGGCUGGGCUCCCCCAGCCUCCCACAGCCCCAGUUCCCUCUUUGCUUUCUAGGAACUGCAGAAAGUACAUGAAAGUACUGCCUUCCCCAGGGUGGGCUCUGCUGCGUGCCCUCAGCACGGGCUGGCACCAGUGGGGUGGCAAAGAGGCAGCUGGUGACCCUGGUGAUCUCUGUCCCUACGUCCUCAUCUCUGCACAGCACCCCAUGGGAUACACUGGCAUGAGGAGGGGAUGGAAGGGGCGUGCCAACCUGUGCCAGGCUGGGGACAUCACCCUGAGCCCCUGUGGCAACCCUCCCCUCUCCUCAACGCACCCAGAG